Molecule: messenger RNA, 495 nt
Organism: Brugia malayi
Lineage: Eukaryota; Metazoa; Nematoda; Chromadorea; Rhabditida; Onchocercidae
Gene: Bma-rpl-30
Exons: 4
Coding region: 1-495 (164 amino acids)
Cellular component (GO): cytosolic large ribosomal subunit
Molecular function (GO): RNA binding; structural constituent of ribosome
Source: RefSeq, a predicted model, not a curated record
AUGAAAAUUUAUGACACUGACAAAGAGACAUUCCUCGCAUUCCAUUACAUCACAUCAUCUAAUACAGCACUGCUGUUGCGGGAUUUAACAAUUUCAUUUUGGACUUUUCAUGGCCGUGCCACCAUUGGAGUUGCAGGACGACAGAAACAGGAGGAAAUGGCUGUGAAGAAGCAGAAAAAGUCAACAGAAAAUAUCAAUGCAAGACUUGCAAUGGUAAUGAAAAGUGGAAAGUACUGUUUAGGAUACAAGCAAACACUAAAAACAUUGCGGGCUGGUAAGGCCAAAUUGGUUAUUAUCGCUAAUAAUACCCCACCUCUCAGGAAAAGUGAAAUUGAAUAUUACGCGAUGUUAGCGAAGACAGGUGUUCAUCAUUACAACGGUAACAAUAUUGAAUUGGGCACGGCAUGCGGGAAAUUGUUUCGCGUUUGCACAUUAUCAAUUACGGAUGCUGGAGAUUCAGAUAUUAUUCGAAGUAUGCCAUCUGAAAAUGCAUAA